GUGAUGCCACACGCGAGCGGUGGCGGUUGGAAGGAAAAAUGUGUCUGAUAUCGGUUCUGAGUAUUUUCACCAGUGUUUUGUUACCUCUGUUUGGAUUAGGACAAGUUGCUAAUGACCUGCAUCCCGCCAUCGCAUGGUUUGACCAGAUGAACUCAGAGCUAAAACAGCUCAACCACGAGGCAGCUCAGUACGCCUGGGAGGCAAGCACGCUGCCAACGCAGUCCUCGGCGGCGACCGUGGAAAAGAUUGGCCAACUGACGGUGCGGAAAGCCCACUGGGAACGGACCAUGUGUGGCCGCGGGGAACAGCACAGGGACUUCAACGCAAGCCUCGGCAGGGCACUCCAGCUGCUGUGCCGAUCGUGGGUCAACACGGAUGAUGAGAUGAGACAAAUGACGGAGCUGUUGGGAUUUAUGCAGACGAUUUACACCGGAACUCAGAUUUGUGUGGAUAAGUCGUACGAUGCGUGUGAUGGAAAUCAAGUGCUAUGGGAGAGAACACACUUUAAAUACCCGAAAUUUGAGGAAAAUGAAGUGGGAGAUCAAAAAGCGAAAGAAAACCAGGAAGCUGGCAAAAUAUGUCUUUUUGGAGAACCCGAUAUGGAGCAAAUAAUGACAAAAGCAAAGAUCCACCAGUUCAGCAAACAAUCCGACUGCAAAAUCAACGAAUCCGACAUCCUCAAAUGGGCCUGGCACUCCUGGAGGAUGGCCGUUGGCCCUCCCAUCAAGCAAACAUACGGAAAGCUAAUCCAACUCAUGAACAACGGCGCCCGUCGAGUUGGCUUCCAGGACGCCGGCGAUUCCUGGCGGGAAGAGUUGGAAAUGCCCAAUCUUCGCGCCACAGUGCACCGUCUGUGGCAGGAGGUUAAGCCACUGUAUCAGAAGUUCCACGCCGUCAUUCGGCACCACUUGCGCAAGAGAUAUCCCGAAAUUAAGGACUUUGACCGGUUGGGUCUGAUUCCGGCCCACAUCCUGGGGGACAUGUGGAGCCAGAACUGGGAAACGUACGCGGCGGCGAUUGUGCCCCACGAAGUGGACAUUGAGCACAAUUUCAAGCGGAUGAACUGGACUGGCCAGCAGUUGGUCAAGCGAGCUGAGGACUUUUACUCCUCCACGGGACUGCCGAUGAUGACGAAACAGUUUUGGGAGAAAAGCGUUUUUGAGCGGGGUGCGAAUGUGACGAAAUGUCACGGAACGGCGGCCAAUAUGUAUGAGGAAGGGGAUUUUAGAAUGAUUGUUUGUGCGGGAAGUACAACAAGCGAUUUCUACGUUGUUAUGCACGAAAUGGGUCACAUCAUGUACUACAUGUUGGCAUCGGAUCAGCCUACGAUCUUUCAGGAUGGAACUAAUUCAGCUUUCCAGGAAAGUAUUGGAGAUACUAUCCAUUUAGCUUCAAUGAGUCCAUUGCACUUAACCAGACUUGGUCUCCUAAACUCAUCAUACCUCAAACCGGAGGUGGACAAUACUCUGAAUUCCUUCGAUUACGCCUUAUUGAUGAAAACGGCCCUCGUCAAAAUCCCUGCCCUACCCUUUGCCUACGUCAUGGACCGUUACAGGUGGGACCUUUUCGAAGGAUCCGCCAACUUCGAGGAAGACGCCAACCGGUACUUUUGGUACCUGCUGGAAUCGGAACAGGGCAUCAAACCUUCCCUAAACACAGACCGAACCCAUCUCUUUGACGCCGCAGCAAAGUACCACUUCCCGGACAACACUCCGUACGUGCGCUACUUUUUAGCCAACAUUUUGAGCUUCCAGCUGUUGGAGGGACUCUGCCGGAAGUCGAUCUACGGAAGUGUGGACACGCCGUACCAACUGCCCAUGCCGCUGCACCGGUGUGAUUUGUACGGAUCGAAACGGGUUGGGCGCGUGCUGAAGAAGGCGUUGGCCCCCGGAGGAUCGCAACACUGGACAACGGUGCUGAAGACCCUUACGGGGAAGGAGGAGAUUUCGGUGGAUUCGAUGGUGCGGUAUUUUGAGCCAUUGACGAAAUAUCUGGAUAAAAUUAUUAAACAACAGGGAAUUCCAGUUGGAUGGUGAAAUCAAAAAUAAUGUCAAACGUAAAAAUAACAGAAUCUUACAUUAAAUAGUUGUUGCUCUCUUUGACGAACUGAUAAAAUACUUAUUUUAAUGGU
This is a messenger RNA of Culex pipiens pallens (northern house mosquito), 2131 nucleotides long. Its product is annotated as angiotensin-converting enzyme-like. Lineage: Eukaryota; Metazoa; Arthropoda; Insecta; Diptera; Culicidae. Gene Ontology annotation, cellular component: plasma membrane. The transcript has 8 exons. The record is from RefSeq and is a predicted model, not a curated record. Gene Ontology annotation, molecular function: peptidyl-dipeptidase activity; metallopeptidase activity. Bases 39 to 2036 code for a protein of 665 amino acids. Gene Ontology annotation, biological process: proteolysis.